Molecule: messenger RNA, 501 nt
Organism: Hevea brasiliensis (rubber tree)
Lineage: Eukaryota; Viridiplantae; Streptophyta; Magnoliopsida; Malpighiales; Euphorbiaceae
Exons: 1
Coding region: 1-501 (166 amino acids)
Source: RefSeq, a predicted model, not a curated record
AUGGCAACGUUGCAGAAGUUCAAGCUGUUCGCAACGCAAUGCGGCGUGGCGCAGAGUCCUACGCGAAGUCCGAGAACAAGUCCCGUUGUUCAUCUCCGUCGCAAGAAAACCACCCUCCGCAUGCUGCUCAGCCGAAGCUCAGGCUCUAGCCGCCUGUCACCUCCCCAAAAUGAGCCACCGCCGAUUCAUCGCCAACCGAGAAUCCUUGCACCGCUUCCAGAGAAAAAGAGAGACACUUUAAAGGACCUGUUCGUGUCGUCGCCGCCGCCAUUUGAGGAGGAAGAAAACAAAGGCAAGGUUAGAGAGGUGAUAGGAAGCAAGUGUGAAGUUUUCAAAAUGAGAGUGAACGGUUUGUUAGGGGAACCGGCCGGUUCGCCUAGACCGGGAUGGAUCGGUUUUAGACAUAGGUCUUUGAUAAGGAGAGCUUGGCGCCCUCUGCUGGUUGCUAUUCCAGAGGAGGCGGAAAAUGAAUUCGACCCACUUUCUGCUGUAGCAAAAUAA